AUGUCCCAAAGAGUUUGCUAUAAACCCGGAUGUGGAGCAAAAGCCAAAUUCAAAUGCGUCUGCACCACUCCUGAAACUUAUAUGUGUGAAAAACAUAUCGACGAUAGAGAUCCACUCUUCAGAAGUCACAUGGGCCAUGAACUGAUCAAUGUUUAUUGCAAGCCAGAUUACGCUUCGAAAGAUGCCUUCCUUAACUCCCCCCCUCCGUGAGUGAACAAAACCAUUAGAAAAAUCGCCAUUUUUUGCCCAAAAACCCACCCUCCGUGAGUGAACAAAAAUUUUUUAAUAGAAAAAAUGUUGUAUGGAAAAAAAUUUAGAUAUAUAAAUGAUAAUUAGUAUAAUGAAAUCUAGAGCUAAUUCUGUUUAAUUUUAAACGAAUUGCUUUUUAAAACAUAAAUUUUAUAAAUUAAAUUAAUAUUUUGUUUUCCAAUUUUUGCGAAUUAGGAUUUUUUUUAAAUUUCGAAAAAAAUUUAUAUAUAAAUUUUUUUUAAAAAUUAAAAAAUUAACCCCCUCCGUUAGUGAACAAAAUUUUUUUGUGGGGGGGGAGUAAGUUUCUUAAUACUGAAAUCAUGAAACUUGGAACAGUCGAAAAAAUCAUUGUUGAAAACACAAUGCUUGAAAUUAAGGCUAUCGAGAACAGUCUCCAUAAAAUCCUCUUUGGCAUCAGUGAUGCUAAAAACACUUUAUCUCGUCUAUUAGAAGAAAUAAACUCCCUAAGAGAAAUGCCUUACGACAGCUCCAAGUCUCUAUACAAUUGAUUAAAACUCCCCAUACAAGAAGUUAAUGCUCUUAUCGAAAAUUUAAAAAGGACCAAAGAGUUGCCCUCAUCAGAAGGUUUUUACCAAGAAAUGAUAGACUUUACCCUAGAUUUCGCCUUAAAACCAAUAGAGUCUCCUUUAGAAAUUUUAGAAAUUUUAAAUGAAGGGAAUAGAAAAAGUCAAAACCAAUGCUUUAAGCAGCAAAUGAAUGUUAUCUUAAACCUAAAAAAUAUUGUUGGGCAUUAUAAAAACAAUCUUAAUCAAGAUUUAAGAAGCCCAAUCAAUAAUGAAAGGUCUCCGAACUCGCUUUCUACGUAUAAGCAAGACUUUGAAGCGUUGGCUAAGCAGGAUAUAUCGAAUUACAACAUUCCUAAAAGAAAUAGCCACAUAUUUACGAAUAAUAAUUUGGCAGCACCUGAUGCGGCUUAUCAUAUGACGGUGGAAGGGGUUGAAUUAGAGCAUUCAGAUUCAGAUCAGCCAACCACAGAAGAGGCAUCUUCAGUAAACACUACGCAUUCUGCUUAUACAGCAGAAACUAUUUCAGAUUAUUCUCCGAUGAAUACGCAAUUCAGCUAA
Molecule: messenger RNA, 1334 nt
Organism: Blepharisma stoltei
Lineage: Eukaryota; Ciliophora; Heterotrichea; Heterotrichida; Blepharismidae
Source: the annotation of a GenBank genome assembly